GUGCUUAUUUUUAUCUCGAGAUAAUAGAUUUUUCUGUAUAUAAAAGGCAAUUCGAUUGAAAAAAUAUAAUUCAGUUCAAAGAGUUGAAAGUUGCAACAUGAAAUUCUUCGCUACUUUGUUUAUCGCCCUUGUGGCAGUACAUGCCAGUACUCAAUCUCCUGUCGAGAAAACCUCAAAGGCCGCAAAAUUCGUCGCUGAAAUCGUCGACGUUAUCGUCGCUGAAACCGAAAAACUUCUUGAACCUGUUAACGCCUGGGCCGACCAACUAGACUCCAACAAGGACAACUACGAACAUCUCCUCGUGAACGUUUUGACCGCACUUUCAGUUGCAAUCAACGAUAAAGUCACUGCCACUGUACAAGAAGCAAGUGCAGGCGCCAGCGAAAGCGGUAAAGCCAUCAUCGAUUGCCUCGUAGCUGAAGAGUCUAAUGUCGACGUCCUCAUGAACACAAUCUUGGAAAAAAUUAUCGACUGCGAAUUCGAAAUCUACGACAACGCCACCGAUUUGGUCAAGAACGUUCUUAAGCAGGUAGCUGAAACUCAAACCAACUUCAAAGCUUUGAGUACUGCCUUGGUCGAGUGCACCGCCGGAGACUUUUUAUGUUUGGCCUUUUUCUCCCAAAAUGUUGUGCUACAAUUGCAAGCUUCUAUAGUCAAUGCCGUAAGCGAUAUUGCUGUAUUGAACAGUUUAGCUUUCAGCGCUGUAGAAGUCACAAAACAAUGUCACGUCGUUGAAGUUCUUGAAAAAGAUGCUGCAUCCGUUCUUGAUAACAUCGCAAAUUGUCUUUACAAUGGACAAUAAUUGUUUAACUACAAUAAUUAUUUUGACUAAAUAAAAAGUGUUGAUUGAUUGUUAAAUUGUUGUUUCAAUGAAAC
Molecule: messenger RNA, 876 nt
Organism: Ceutorhynchus assimilis (cabbage seed weevil)
Lineage: Eukaryota; Metazoa; Arthropoda; Insecta; Coleoptera; Curculionidae
Source: the annotation of a GenBank genome assembly